This is a messenger RNA of Aspergillus luchuensis, 1365 nucleotides long. RefSeq lists its product as uncharacterized. Lineage: Eukaryota; Fungi; Ascomycota; Eurotiomycetes; Eurotiales; Aspergillaceae. Bases 1 to 1365 code for a protein of 454 amino acids. The record is from RefSeq and is a predicted model, not a curated record. The transcript has a single exon.
AUGACGGACCGCGAUGUCUUCUAUACCACCUACUGGGAAGGAUCUUGCUUACCAGCCUUGCACCCGAUAUUCCAGUUUGCCACUUCAUUGGCCACUGACCAUCCCAUCCUCAACGACGCCCUUUUGGCCCUAUCCGCGUGCAAUAUCGGGCGCCUUCAUGCUGAGCGCAGAACACCCUCGGCCGGCACGAUGUGUUCAAUGAGUCCUAGUCUCAUCCACCAGACACGGAGUCAUCUAUACUACUCAUCCGCAAUCCAGAAGUUGGCCAUCAUGCAACCACAAGACUACCAACGGAACUCAGUCACAAUAUUAACUGUUCUUGUUCUGUUCGCUCAUCUGGAGCAAGCCAUGGGCAAUUUCCAGGGCUUUUACACUCACGUCCGGGGGAUGAUGAAUCUUCUUGAAUGGCAUGAAGACGUCAGAGACGCAGCCACCAAGUCGCUGCUUGCUUCGUGGAUGCAAAUCCGCUAUGUUGUAUGGUGGGCUCGAGCCUAUUUCAGUUCCCUAGAAGUUUGUCAGCAUCUUCCAUCGAUACCCUUACCAGCCUCUCUGUUAGACGUACCCCAGACACUACAUGAGCGGCGUGUGAAAGUCCUUAGCAUCAUGUGUGAAUCACACCGAUUGAACUUCAGUGCCGCACUGCAGCAGUUUCGGAAUUUUCGGUCAGACGACGUUAGUGGUUCCGACUUCGACGAAUGCUAUGCAUAUUGCACUACUCUAUUGCACCGAGAAGCGGCAAAGCUGGAUGCGUGGGUGUUGCAACUUCCGCCAUCCGAGCAGCCAAUUUACGAGCUCAACGACACAGACAGCACUACAAUCCGCUUCCAGUCCCACGAUGCCGCGCUGAAUUAUGCAUACUACGUAGUUGCACGAGCCAUGCAGUGCACGGGUGUUCUGCGACUGCUUUAUGACCGCGAAUCCGCCCUUCACGGACCGAAAUAUAAUGAAGAGGAAUAUUGGGUUCAGACAUUAGUCCGGAUUGCACAGUGGAGCGAUAUGCAAACGUCCAUUACCAGAAAUAGCUACACUAUUGGGUUCUCGGGCUUACUCUUGGCGGGUAUUCUCCGAUGCCAAAGUCUAUCAGUCGGAUUGGAGAUCCAAGACUGGUUACAGACGCUCAUCCAUCUGCAACCAACCGAAGAGGGGGCGUUUCCUAUCUAUCAGACCUUCAAUGUGGUCAAGAUUAUCAAUCAACAGAGGGCACUCGGCCGGGAUGUUUUUGCUGUCACUCUGCCAGUGGAUGAUGAAGGUGGAACACCCAAGCUUACUGGAUACAACAGCCAGUCGAUUACAAGCCUUCAUUUCCAUGGGAAAGACCAUAAUCUCGAUUGUCUUUUCCAAGAUUGCAUCUCUCUGGAUGUCUGA